Molecule: messenger RNA, 1632 nt
Organism: Aspergillus glaucus CBS 516.65
Lineage: Eukaryota; Fungi; Ascomycota; Eurotiomycetes; Eurotiales; Aspergillaceae
Exons: 2
Coding region: 1-1632 (543 amino acids)
Source: RefSeq, a predicted model, not a curated record
AUGAACGCCCACGACUGCCCAGGUUUACAAAACUUCUAUACUUGCUCGGCAGGGGAUUUCAAGGGUUGUUGUUCGGUUAAUCCGUGUAAUACGGGUGUUUGUCCGGAUGGGAAGGCUGCGAACCAGGAUGAGAAUACAAGUUCAUUGAGUGACAGUUCGAGUACGUCGAUAGUGACGGCGACGGCAGGGAAUAUGAAUGGGCCGUUGAUAGGGACUACGAUGACUACAGAAGCAGCGCAUACGAAUACUGGUAUUGGGGGAAGUGCUACGACUACGGAUGCAGUGACUGGAACGAAAACAGGAACGGGAGCGACAACACAGCCGCAGGCUGGGACUGUUUGGUCUAUACCGGGUGGUAUUUCGGGGCCGUCGCCGAGGCCUGCGUUACUAGGGACUCCGUCUCGUCCGGAUACGGUUACAACUACAGGAAACAACAGUACCAGUACUGGCACGAGUACUAGCACAAAUCCCAGCACCAGCGCCUGCCCCUCAAGUCCGACUACAUCCACAACCUCACUCUCUCCAACCGAACAAACCGAAUCCGCAACCUCCAGCGCCAGUCCCAACCCAUCCAGUUCCAGCAGCGGAAGCGGCAACAAUAAAGCCCUAAUAGGCGGCGUCGUUGGCGGUAUCCUCGCUUUGGGAAUUAUACUAGCAGUGAUUUUCGUAUUAUUCUGCCGACGCAAGAAGAGGAGAAGGAGGAGGAGGAGGUUUACGUUGCUGGCGUGGCAUGGGCCGCAGUAUGUUGAUCGGGAGAAAGAGGUUGUUGUUGCUGCUGCUGGAGUCGGGUCUGGGGAGAGUUUAUCAGGCUCUACGAGCUACAACUACAACCACGCCCAAGUCCUAGUCCAAUCCCAAACAACACCCACACCCAUAUCCAGCACCAUGCCAGCCACAAGCCCAAACUUCAACACGCACACCCCAACCUCAACAACCUGCCUUCGCACCCCAACCCUACCCUCCCCAGCACCAUCCUUCACAUCCCCUUCUCCAGAACGACGACACCCCCACCCCCUUUCCCCAAUCCCAUCGAUCUCAUCGAAUCCAUCCCUCCACUCAACUCUAAGCUCGAAACAUGAUAUGGUGAUGAGUAUAGAGCAGGAUUUGGGCGUUCAUCCGGCGUUGAGGGAGGUAUCAACGGAAAAAAUAACAGGAACAGGAACAGGAACAGGGACAGAACGGGAAAUAGGAACGGAGACAGGGGCAGGAACGAGGAUAGACCCAGAAACAACCCCCGAACUAGGCGACACAGGCUUCUACCGCCAACGCGCCGAACUAGCAACAUACUCCCAAAGCGAAUUAAUCAAUAUCCCGCACGAACGACGCCAUCUUGUCCCUAUCCCACCCCUAACCUCCUCUCCCUCUCCAUCUCCCUCUCCAAACCCCUCCUCAUCCCAUUCCUCCAAUAACAACCCCUACAAACCCAGGGGCACGAAAAUAAUAACCCCCGACGGCGUCCUCCUGUCCGCAAAUUUCGAGCGCUUCCCCGGGUGCGAGGACUAUGCUACUAGUUUCGCGCAGUGUUUUGAUGGGUUGGGGAUUCAGUUGGUUGAGGAGGAAGUUUUGCCGGGGAUUAGGGUUGAUGGGGGUGGGGUGGAUGAGAAGAGGGAGAGUGAUGAUUUGGGGUCUUGA